GUCCUCCCACCACCGACUUUCCAUAAAACCACAGGUCACCACAUCAACUUCCUCCUCUUUACCUACAGGGAGGAAGCUUCACAGUCACACGUUUAGAAGAUUUCAACGAAGGCUGUCUAUCUACCCGCUUCUCUGAAACUUCUCUUCAAAAUUCCGAUCAUAAUCACUACUUCAUCUGUUAAUCAAAAUGAGCCGUCCCCAAGAACCACACCGACCUUCCUUCCCUUUUGGGAAUCCUUUCCGCAUGAUAUUACCCAAGGGGUCUUAUCUCUCUCCAAGGCUUCUCAGUCUGUUAAACGAUUUCGAGAACACAUUGGCAGAGAGGCUGAGAAAGCUUAAGCCAAAAGGCACGGAAGAUGUGCUUAGCUGUUCAUGGAUGAAAUUAGCAAUGGAGUUGCUUUGUGAAAUCCAUAAAGACAUAAAAAUUCUUAUUACCGAUCUUGAACUCCCUGUAUGUGACUGGGAUGAUAAAUGGAUAGAUGUGUACCUGGACAACAGUGUGAAAUUGCUUGAUAUUUGCAUUGCUUUGAGCUCUGAGCUCUCACGGCUCAACCAAGGUCAUCUUUUGCUCCAGUGUGUCUUGCGCAAUUUGGAUACUGCUUCCCCGAAGCAGCUUGUGCGAGCCCGUUCUUCACUUGACAGUUGGAGGCAGCAUAUUGGUUCGAAGAACCCCAAACUUCAGAACUGUUUGACCAUCUUGGACAGUCUUGCUGAAUCAAUUAAUCUCCCCAAGAUUAAUUCAGCUAAGGGAAAAGUCUUGAUGCGUGCCAUGUAUGGAGUUAGGGUGGCAACUGUAUUUGUCUGUAGUGUCUUUGCUGCUGCCUUCACCGGAUCUGCCAAUAAGUUGAUAGAUUUGCAUGUUGCUGACACAUUCCUGUGGUCUGAUGCUUUUACUGAUUUGCAGUCCAAUGUAAAUGUAGAAAUUAGAAAUAUAUUUUCCAGUGGAAGAGUUACAGUAUUGAAAGAGUUGGAAGCAGUUGAUACAAGUAUCAAUAAAUUGUAUCCCAUGGUCCAGGAUGGUGUAGGCCCUGCUGAAGAUGGCACGUUCCAAAAUUCUGUUUCAGAUUUAGGAAAGAGUGUGGAGAAACUGUCAGAAGGCCUAGAUCUCCUUACCAAGGAUGUGGAUGGCUUCUUCCAGAUGGUUUUAACUGGUCGUGAUGCAUUGCUCUGUAAUCUAAGAGUAAGUCCGAUGCACGAGGAUAACACACAGGCACGAAUUUUGAGAUCACCCCGAUGAAGAUACAAUCUAUCAUAUAUAUACAAACGGGUUUAGGUAUGGGGUUUUCUGUUAUCUUAUUGGUAUUUUACUCUUGUUUGCGAUGCAUUGUAACCUGUAAGCUGUAUUAUGCUAGUUCUGUACUGGUAUAUACAUGGAUGGUGUCCUAUAAUGUAAUGUUAAUGAUAUAUGAAAGGGUUUGUACUAUUUGCAAGA
Vitis riparia (riverbank grape) is the source of this 1432-nucleotide messenger RNA. RefSeq names its product protein BPS1, chloroplastic-like. Lineage: Eukaryota; Viridiplantae; Streptophyta; Magnoliopsida; Vitales; Vitaceae. Gene Ontology annotation, biological process: root development; shoot system development. The record is from RefSeq and is a predicted model, not a curated record.